AUGGCUCCCUCCAAGACCCCCAGCCCAGCGCCCCCCUCAGCCAGCGCGCGACCGUCCCUCGAGCAGAACAUCAACCCCGACUUCACCGACCCGUCCUUCGAUCCCGCCGAAUACCUCAACAAUGCACUCCCUGCCCUGACGCUGGCGUCUUCGCAGUCGAUCAACAGCAGCAACAACAGCAGCAGCAGCAAUCCCCCCCGAGGGGCGGCCGCCGGCUCCUCCUCCGUUCCUUUGCUCGAGAUGUCCACCCAAAUCCAGUCCGUUCUCUCGCAGAUCAGCGCGCACAAUGUCCGGUACUCGAGCACGCUCACGCGAUUGACCGAUGAGAUCUUACGGGGCGGCAGUCGGUUGGCCUACGAGGUGGAGGUGCUGCGCGGCGAGACGAUUGCGUUGUCGGAUACGUUUGCGGAGGCGCUACGUGGAGACAUUGCUAAGUUUGUUCCGGAGGGCCACCCGGAGGGGGUGAAUGGGGGUCAGAAGGGGUUGGAUGAUAAAGGGGAGGGCUAUGAUCGUGACUCUGAAGCUGUUGGUGCCGGAGCGGGGGAUGUGGAUGGCAAGGCCGAGGAGACAGAAGCAGAGGCAGAAGCUGCUACGAUACAGGAUCCGGAGUUCAUUACGAAGCUACGUAUGCUGAAUCAGGUGCGGGCUCGGUUGGAGGAGGUCGUGCAGACGUUCGGGGACGCGAUGGAGUGGCCCAUCCCGCCGUCGGAGACCUCCCUGGCUUCGUCGUUCAUCUCAGUGUCGGCGCCAGAGGCCGGGCCGGAGAAUCAAAGUCGGGAGGAGAAGGGGCAGGAGGUGGCCAGGCGACUGCGGGCGGAGGUGACGGGGCUUCUGGAGAGCAAUGGUGGCGGUCUGGAGGGGGUGGAGGCUGCGUCGCGCCGGGUCGAGGCGCUGCGGACGUUGGCGUUGGUCUGGAAGGGGACGGCUGAGGAGAAGGCUCGGACUCGCGUUGUGGACAGCCUGGCGAAAAUCGUUGAGGAUCGUCGCAGAGCUCUGGAAAGCCAGAGCCGAGCGGACUCGUCGCAGCAAGCUUCUGGCUCUUCUACCAGAGCACAGUCGGCGGGCCACCGACGGCAGGAGAGCGAAGGCCCGGCCGGUGGCAUUUUCCGCAACUUGCAGCGGUUACGAGAGGAGAUCUAUCUUGAAUGA
Aspergillus aculeatus ATCC 16872 is the source of this 1149-nucleotide messenger RNA. RefSeq lists its product as uncharacterized. NCBI's taxonomy places the organism in Eukaryota, Fungi, Ascomycota, Eurotiomycetes, Eurotiales, Aspergillaceae. Bases 1 to 1149 code for a protein of 382 amino acids. The transcript has a single exon. The record is from RefSeq and is a predicted model, not a curated record.